CUGAUAUCAUCUCUGAUGAGGGGACCCUUCCUUAGACUAUCCACCAAGUUACUAAACAUAUCCAUAGCCUCCUUUUGCCGAGCCAAGCACCUUGAAAAAGCCGAAUCUGCCCUAAUUGACGGCAUUAGAUUAGGGGUACUUCCCGAUACCGUGACCUACAACACACUCAUAACCGGAUACUGCCAAAUUAUCGGGUUCGAUGCCGGUUAUUCCAUUAUCCACCGCAUGAAAGAAGCCGGAAUAUCCCCAGAUGUCGUGACCUACAAUUCCUUAAUGGCUGGUGCCGCCAAACACGACUUAUUACCUCAAUGCCUCGACAUGUUAGACGAAAUGCUCGACUCUGGAAUUAUUCCCAAUGUGUGGAGUUACAACACGUUGAUGCACUGCCUUUUCAAACUGGGAAAACCCGACGAGGCCUACCGUGUCUUUCACGAUAUUCUCAUGAAGAAUAUUACCCCUUGUCAGGCCACAUUCAAUAUUAUGAUAAACGGGCUUUGUAAAAACGGGUACUCUAGCAAUGCCCUCAGGUUAUUUCGUAAUUUGCAGCGAAAGGGGUAUGUUGCCGAGAUAGUAACGUAUAACAUCCUUUUGAAUAGUUUGUGUGGUUCGCGAAUGUGGAAAGAUGCGAUGAGGCUUUUCGUGGAGGUUAAGGAAUCGGGCUGUAGCCCGAAUGCCAUUACUUACACGACUGUCAUGAAAUGCUGUUUUAGGUGCAGAAGGCUUAAGGAAGGAGUUGAGAUUUUCAUGGAGAUGAAGAGAGAUGGGUACGUGUACGAUUUGUUCUCUUACUGCACGAUUGUCGGUGCAUUGUUGAAAUCGGGGAGAAUUCGGGACGCGAGUAAGUGCAUUGCGAAUAUGAUUAAGAUAGGUUACGAGCUCGAUUUAGUGUCUUAUAACACGUUAAUAAAUUGGCGCUGCAAGGAAGGUGAACUGGAGAAGGCGUAUAAUUUGGUGGGUGUGGCUGAAGAAAGGGGCGAGAAUUGUGAUGCCUACACGCAUACUAUUUUGAUCGACGGGCUUUGCCAGGCUGGCGAAAUAGAUGUCGCACGGAGACACUUGGAUCAUAUGAAAAUGAUGGGGCUCGAUUGUUUGGUUGCGUUUAAUUGCUUUGUGAAUAGUCUCUGUAAAGCAGGUCAUUUGGAUUAUGCUCUGCAGAUUUUUGACUCGAUGGAUGUAAAGGAUUCAUUUACUUAUUCUUCAUUGGUUCAUAAUCUUUGCAAAGCCAGGAGGUACCGUUUGGCUGCGAAGCUCUUGCUCUCUUGCAUUAGGGAUGGAUGUAGGACGCUAAAACCGGACCAAAAGGCUGUUGUUAAGGGUCUCAGUCUCACGAGCUCUAAGUAUGACGUGAAGAAGUUUAAGCAGAAAAUCCGAAUAGCGAAAUUGUUUUGGUUUUAUCCGGAAAUGUUGCAAAUUACAUGGGUCAAAUGGCAAAUGGCUAUUGGCAAGUUGGGAACUCUCGGGGGCUUCGUUCGAGAGGUUCAAAUCAAGAAGAUGAUGAUUUUUCAGGCUAACAACUUGUGGCAACAGGCUCUUCAACAAAUGCACCGUAUACUAACAGCUCGUCAGGCAGCUCAUGCCCUCCUUGCAAUCAACGACUACUAUUUUCGACUCCGGGCCCUACUCUCACUUUUGGCUGGCCCGCCCUCGCCAAAAGAAAAUCUUGCUGCUGCCAUGGAAGUUUAG
Striga asiatica is the source of this 1683-nucleotide messenger RNA. The record is from the annotation of a GenBank genome assembly. Lineage: Eukaryota; Viridiplantae; Streptophyta; Magnoliopsida; Lamiales; Orobanchaceae.